This is a messenger RNA of Nerophis lumbriciformis (worm pipefish), 1879 nucleotides long. It is a transcript of the gene rgs7a, whose product is annotated as regulator of G protein signaling 7a. Lineage: Eukaryota; Metazoa; Chordata; Actinopteri; Syngnathiformes; Syngnathidae. The record is from RefSeq and is a predicted model, not a curated record. Gene Ontology annotation, molecular function: GTPase activator activity. Gene Ontology annotation, cellular component: neuron projection; plasma membrane; cytoplasm. Gene Ontology annotation, biological process: positive regulation of GTPase activity; G protein-coupled receptor signaling pathway; regulation of G protein-coupled receptor signaling pathway.
GAGAGAGAGAGAGAGAGAGGGAGAAAGAGAGAGAGAGAGAGAUAGAGAUAGACGGGGGUGCAAAGUGUUCGCCGCCGCCGCCGCAGCCGCCGAAUGUCCGCCUCUUGGAGCCGCCGAUGAGCCAGCCUCUCGUCCGUGUGAGCACCUCUCCAGGCCCGCUGCUGCCUCCGAGGCGUCCGCUCACGAUCCACGGAUCCCACCAGCCGGAAAGGAGGGAGGGAGGGGGGCACUGCGCGUUUUUCAGGAGCACCUGACACUUCCUGUGGCAGACCCACUCCUGGUGGAGCGUCAUGGCGCAGACCAACAGCGGCGGGCAGGGCACCAACGGUGUAGCGGACGAGUCCCCCAAUAUGAUCGUGUACAGAAAGAUGGAGGAAGUCAUCGCUCGCAUGCAGGAAGAGAAAAAUGGCAUCCCCAUUAGAACAGUGAAGAGUUUCCUCACCAAGAUCCCAAGUGUUUUUUCAGGUUCUGAUAUUGUACAGUGGAUGAUCAAGAACCUGGUCAUUGAAGAUCAAGUCGAGGCUCUCCACCUCGGAACGCUGAUGGCCGCACACGGAUACUUCUUCCCCAUCUCGGACCAUGUCCUCACUCUCAAAGACGACGGCACUUUCUACAGGUUUCAGACUCCAUACUUCUGGCCCUCAAACUGCUGGGAACCAGAAAACACAGACUAUGCGGUGUACCUGUGCAAAAGAACGAUGCAAAACAAAGCCCGCCUGGAGCUUGCAGACUACGAGGCGGAGAGCUUAGCCAGGCUACAGAGAGCAUUCGCCAGGAAGUGGGAGUUCAUUUUUAUGCAAGCAGAAGCACAAGCAAAAGUGGAUAAAAAACGGGACAAAAUCGAGAGGAAAAUUCUGGACAGUCAGGAAAGAGCAUUCUGGGACGUGCACAGACCUGUGCCUGGCUGUGUCAACACAACAGAAGUCGACAUCAAGAAGUCCUCAAGAAUGAAAAAUCCACACAAAACCCGAAAGUCGGUGUACGGCCUGCAGAACGACAUCCGCGCACACAGCCCCACCCACACCCCCGCCCCCGAGGCCAAGCAGCCCACAGAAGAGGAGCUGCAGGAGCAGAUCACAUUCUGGCAGCUGCAAUUAGACCGACAUCGACUGAAAAUGUCCAAAGUGGCGGAGAGCUUGCUGGGCUACACGGAGCAGUACAUCGAGUACGACCCCUUCCUCACGCCCCCAGACCCCUCCAACCCCUGGAUCACAGAUGACACCACGCUGUGGGAGCUGGAAGCAAGUAAGGAGCCCGGCCAGCAGAGGGUCAAGAGGUGGGCUUUCGGCAUCGACGAGGUUCUUAAAGAUCCUGUGGGGCGAGAACAGUUCCUCAAGUUCCUGGAGUCAGAGUUCAGCUCGGAGAAUCUCAGGUUCUGGCUAGCGGUCCAAGAACUAAAGAAACGUCCCAUCAGAGAAGUUCCCAGUCGGGUUCAGGAGAUCUGGCAGGAGUUUCUGGCACCGGGCGCGCCCAGUGCCAUCAACGUGGACUCCAAGAGCUACGCCAAAACCACCCAGAAUGUUAAAGACCCUGGACGCUAUGCCUUUGAGGACGCACAGGAACACAUCUACAAACUGAUGAAGAGUGACUCUUACAGCCGCUUCAUUCGUUCCAGUGCCUAUCAGGAGCUGCUGCAGGCCAAGAAAAAGAAAAGUAAGAAUCUCUUCUGAAAGAUCUUCCUUCCAGGAGAGACCCGGCGGUGGAGCACUGGUGUGCCAUCACAAGAAGAAAAAGAAACUAAUCAAUGCCACCUCUCUCUGGGCCAUGGAGAGCAGCCAUCAUCAUCAUCAUCUCCAUCAUCAUCAUCAUCAUCAUCAUCAUCAUGGUGGUCUCUGGGGCCCAGCAGCCGUCUGUCCAGCAGGCGUGGCACCCGACGCUC